AUGCCUGCUCCCAGAAAAGCCGGGAAGAAGAGCUCAGAGCCGGAGUUUCAGCCUCCGCCCUACGACCCCUCCCUCCCUGAGCCUCAGAGCAGAGAGCAGCUCCGAGAACACUGGUUUCCUCUGAGUCUGGACGACCGCACGGCACAGAAGCUGCUGUGGCUGUCGGAGGGCGGAGCUAAAGUGGCAAGGACCACGGACGCCGUCUGUCCUUAUCCAAUCAGAGCAGAGCGCUAUGACCACUCUCCCCAGGUUCUCUGUAGGGAGUGGAUCCUGGGCUGCAGAGCGUACUGGGAGGUGGACUUCUCUGGGUGGGUGGUGCUGGGCCUGGUGCAGGAGAGUGCUCCUCGGAAAGCUCAGGACGGAGUCUGUGGUCUGGGGGAGAACAGCACCUCCUGGGGAGUGGGCUGGUCUGGCUCCUGCUACCAGAUGUGGCACAAUGGUGAGAAUGUGGAUGUAAACCUGCCUCUGUCUGGUACCAUGGGUGUGUAUGUGGACCAGCCGGCAGGACUGAUCAAGUUCCUGGUGGUGGAGGAACCAGAGGGAGGAACCAGCGAGGUGAGAACCAUCGGCUCCUUCAGGGCAGAGCUGAAGGAAAAGCUGCUGCCGGCAUUCUGGAUCGGCACGAGCUCCUGGUGCGUGCUCCGGAAAAAACAGGACUGA
Knipowitschia caucasica is the source of this 660-nucleotide messenger RNA. Lineage: Eukaryota; Metazoa; Chordata; Actinopteri; Gobiiformes; Gobiidae. The record is from the annotation of a GenBank genome assembly.